AUGCAGCUAGGGGGACGUAUCCCAGGGCCUCUGCCUGGGGCCGCUGCUCCUUCCGGCAGUAGUGGCAGUGGCGUGACCUCGAGUGAAGCCCGUGCUCCUACAGAGAUCAAGAAUUCAUUGGAUCCACGGAAGCCGGGGACAAGUGAGUCUCCACAGUGGGGAGUAAAAAGGGCCAGCAGCAUUUUGCUCGAGUUGGAAGCUGGGGAAAGAGAAGCCGAGGAAAAAAAGACCCUCAACUCAAGGCUGUUCGAACUCGGAACGGAACUAAGAAAAGUUAGGCAAGUCAAUAAUAUUUUGGAGGCGGAGAAUGCAGAUCUACGGGAGCGGAUAUUACAUCAAGCGGAGAAAUACCCUGAAGCAGCGGAAAUCCGUGCCCUCGCUCGACGCUACGGACCGGAGUUGGCUAGAAGUAUAAGCCUCUUGAUAGACGAGAACAAAGCACUCAGGCUCAAGCUGCAGUCUUCCAUUCGUGCGCAGGCUCGCCUGCAAGCCACGUCUACACGUUUAGGUGACGCUCUUAGAGAGCACGAAGAACGCGCGUAUGCGAAGGAGCUUGAGGCUGCCGGUAGCAGAGUGGCCCCAGAAGCUGCUGCUAAAGCGCCUCAGUAUGCGCAGAAAGUCAGCACCAUCUCGCCAAGGGCUCCUGAUAUUUCUCUCUGUCGGACGGAAUCUCCAAAUGGUGGAAAUUUCGUUCAGCGAUACUGCGCAUGCUCGGAAAAGCUUCAGGAAAUAUUAGACUGUAUCGACUUCCAAAUAAAGGACUACGAAAGGGGUGUGUGGCAGACGCAAGUUAACGUGCUUGAGGAGGAACGAGAUAAUCUGAUGCUGAAGACGAUCGUGAUGAGACAGCGAUUAGCUGAAGUUCAAGCGAGGAUCGUCUCUGAUCCUUUCCUGGCAGCACGGUUUGGUGGAGCGGGGGCUGCACAGGAGGCGGUCGGACUAGGAAAUGGCAGGAAUGCUAUGACGGAGCUGAGGGACACAAUUGUUCAGCUUGCAACAGCCCAAGACAUCAACGUUGAACUGGAGAGGCGUUUAGCAAGUGAACGAAAUAUAUCUCGCAGUUGGCAGGCCAACUUACGAGCUUUGCAGCGAGAGCUAAGAGACCACCUUUCUGACCUGGCUGUUGCUGCUAGGGCUUCUGGGCUCCGCUGUGACCUGCUUCGGGGAACAAUUGCACAAGCGGGGGAGGCUGCAGCGCUGAGGGAAAUUCAGGGCUUUACAAGGAGCGAAAAGGAGAGUCUGAGGCUUUUACGUCUUGCUAGAGAUAGGAUCGCCGCGGAUGCACACAGAAUUGAGAGCUACUCGAUCCGAGUGCGCGAGUUAGAGCAAGAGGUCGCCGAUCUGCGGUGCGACAUGACACGGCUUGAGAAGGGAGAAAGAGAGGAAUGGGAGGAGGGCGCUCAUAUGCCUGACUGGGAAUACAAAGGCCCUGUUGCACUGACAGGAGGCAGCAUUGUUACUGCUGACACUGACUCUAGGGCUGCAGCAUUGCGUACUGCCAAAGAGCUACUGAUUGGUCGCGCAGAAACACAGAAGGUGAUAGACGCAGUACAAGAUAGGAUAUGCGAGCUACACGAACAAGAAAAGGACCUUCUAGCUAGUGCGGAUGGCUGUCAGCGUGUCAGUAAUUUGCAUCAGGAUGACAGUACUAUCCUGAGUGUGGACCAGCCUGAGGCUGAUAUUGCUCCUCUUGUCGGCCAAAGCGGCCACCAAAAUCCAUAUUCGAAGUUGUACGACGCGCUAACAACAGAUAGAGCACGGGAAGUCUUAAGACGCCUCGUAGUCCUUCGCAGGAUAGCAAGCACUGCCACUGUCUCCGUGGAAGAAGCCCGCAAAGCAGCUGAAUCCACUGGGGAGACAAACUCACACGGCAUAGUUGCGCUGAAGAAAAUCCGCAACGACAUAGACCAGAGAGAGAUUACAUUGCAGCAAGCGGAGGAGGCAAUGCGUGCUCGGUUAGCACUUCGUCGGGCUGAAGCUGAGCAUAAGAAAAAGCUGCGAAAGAAGGAAGAAGAAUUCGAGGAACAGAGGCGGAAGGAUUCCAUAGAAGCUCGUGAAGAGUUGUUGAAGCAGCAACGAGAGUAUGAGCAGCAGCUUGAAAAGGAAAGAGACCGGUGUGAGUCUCUAAGGAAAGAAAUAGAAUUGCAAGCUAUGGAGCUAGACCUUCAACGCCAGCUUGCAGAGGAAAGGAUACGAGAGCGAUCACGACAACAAAACUCGGAAUUGGAAGAUGAGCUCCAUAAGCUUCGUAAAGAGCACAGGGAACUAGAAUUUGAAGUGCAGCGAGUCAAAGCGGAAGCAGCGAGAGAGACACUGGCUCUCAAGUCUGCAGCAACAGAAGAAAGGUCUACUUUAUCUGCUGCUGUCCAAGCUGCUGAAAGAAAGGCAAAAGUCGCUCUGGAUCUAGUGAAAGAGAAGGAACAAGAGCUCAAGGAUAUGGAGAACAGGCUCAAGCAGUCCCUUGGGAGCAAUCACACUUCACCUUCAUUGCCACCUCCUCUCGCCGAAAAGAAAGGCUCCAAAGCUGCCCUCAAGAAACUUCAGGCCGUAGCGCAGAAAGUGGCAAUGGGGCAAACAUUCACAAGGCUUGCAAGAAACAAGCGCUCGAAAACAAUCACUCCUGGUGCUUCCAAACCAAAUCGCUCUGUAGGAGGUGGAAAUCAGUUGGGAAAGGCAGGACCAGCAGUUCUUUCCCCCAGGUCAUCCUUCAAAGAAUUUGUCCUUGGGAAGUACACAUCACUUGCUAGCGCCUUUAGGCACAUGGACGUUGACCAUUCUGGCAUUGUCAAGCUCAGUGAGUUCGCCAACUUUGUCGACGACUUGGGCAUGAAUUUACCAUUUAGCGAUACGCAUGAUCUUUACAAUACUCUUUCUGCCCCUUGCGACGGCAUGCUGGUGCUCAGCAACUUCUACAAAAAUCUUCUAGAGGCUUUCACCUCCAUACCCAGUGCCAGAUCUUACAAAAUAUUUGGAGACGUAGAACAGCCAUUCAAUGACGCGAAAAUCCCUCCAGAUGGGCGUGUGACCAAGGAGCAGUUUGUCACAAUUGCUGGAGAAGCUGGAAUCAUCCUGUCCUGCGCCAACGCUCUUUGGAGAGAUAUGGAUAGAUCUAACCGUGGCAGUUUGCAACGGGAGAACGUUUUGCUUUUGCUUGAAGACAACGUCGACCGGGAAGAAGUAGAGCGAGUAGAGCAGGACGCAACUAACUUGCUAAGUAAUGUGCUGAAUGUGUUCUCGGGUACAACGAAAGCUCCAAAGCCAGAAGCAAAAAUUUGCAGGCGUUCUUCUUUCAAGAAGCUCACCUAUACGGCUGCUCGCCAGGCCCUCGGCUUCACCCCUAGUGAAGCGCAGGUUGAUGCUGUAUUGGCUGACUCGCCUCCGUGGGAUUGUAUGUACCCAGAGGAUCGCAAGGCAAUGAUCGCAGACAUGAAGCCGCGCACCGUAGGAAAGGGCCAGCUCAUUCAAGCGGAAGAAGACCACAAUUGUCCGCUGUAUGUCAUUCUCAAAGGAUCAGUUGACAUAUUCCAGCCGGGUUUCAUACAAUACAGACUCCUCGAGAACAUCUCUGCACCGUGCCUGCUCUACUCGGAAGAAAUAAUGGAAGGCAUGCCAAACGCAACUUGUGCCAAAGCAGACCAAGCAGAAGAUGUGUUUUUGUACUCUCUUGACAGGAGCGUUUUUGAGAGAUCUUACGAACGGCUGGCUGUUCAAAGGCAGCGUGAAGUGGAGGACUACCAAAAAUUACUCCGGAAAGUACCAGUUGUCAAUAAGCUUGCUCCUGAGUUGCUAAGGUGCCUCGCUGCAGGUGAAACGGCAAGCCGCGUACUGAUGGUUAAAGAUGGAGAAGCUGCCGCAGUCGGAUUCGCGGAUAUAGAUGACGAAGUAGAGAUCCGUGUUUUCCGGUCCCUUGACUUUUUUGGUGAUAUUACUACGGUCAAGGGCCGGUCUCAUACUGCAUCUGUCAGAGCUCGAACUGACUGCACUGUCCUGUCCAUUGACAGCGACGUAUUUUAUAGUGUCUUACGCAAGUUGGAAAUGGAGUUUCGGAGGCGUAGUGGACGUUCUGCGACGGUGGACUGCAGCAUCAUGAAUUUGCACAGUCGUGCUGGCCACGUGAAUGCGUUGGAGGACGAUCCAAAUUCUCGAAGUCCCUCAGAAGCCUUGGAGGAAGACUUAGGAGGAGACAAACCUUCCCUUGGUGAGAGCCUUGAGAGCUCUCAGAUAACCUCUACAGCACUGGCUAUUCCGACACAGGAGGAGACGCUUGCCAUUCCGACGCAAGAGAAGACGCUUGUCGAUCAUGAUCUCAUUGAAAGACUACUACAGGAGGACACUGAAAGGACAAGGGAAGAAUGCAACUUGCUUCUAGAAGGACUUCCAGUGCUGAAAGACCUGCCGAAAGAGCGUAGGCAUGAGAUAUGCAAUCGCAUGAGCCUGGAAAUAUACAGCCCACACCAAGCAAUUGUACUGCAGGGCGAAGCUCCUGACAAAUUCUAUGUUUUGGAAUCUGGAACAGUUUCCACUGAGAUUUAUUUAGGUUGCGGCAAGAUGCAAAAGAUAUCCGAAAUGACAUCUGGGUCAUUUUUUGGAGAAAUGUCCAUCCUCCAACACGAGCCGAGGACUGCUUAUGUCAUUGCCCUAACGCCUGUCUACGUGUACGCCCUGAAGGCCGCAGACUUCGAAGAGCUGUUGGGUGACAUGCACGUUGCUUUUUUGGAGCAUGCUAAGUCAAUGUAUAGCCAGAAACUUGUAAAGAGAAUAAUUGCGAAGGAAGAAAGCACCCCGUUGAGCGAGGAGGAGGUGCCUCAAGUGGUGCAGCUCCUUUCUGGUGUCCCUGUCAUCAACUUGCUGAGCGUCGAACAACUUCAGGGCCUAGCACGCGCAUUCAAGGUCGAGGAAGUAAGGGAACGUGAAAUAAUUAUGCAUGAGGGCGAUCCCGCAGACAAGUUCUACAUUGUACUUGAGGGGAUGGCUUCUAUUCAGAAGUCACCUGAGCCCGGCAAGCCACGGAAGGAAAUUGCAGUGGUGAAAGCAGGAGAUUAUUUAGGAGAAAUCGGUUUUAUUAAUAACCAACCUCGGACUGCUAGCUGCGUGGCGAAAACAAAGGUCAAGUUGCUGUAUUUGGGCCGCGCUGAGUUUGAUAAACAUUUGGGUCACCUUGCAGACGCAUUUUUACAAAAGGCGGAGAGCACAUACUCGACGCCGGAGGUAGAUAUGCCGGCAUGGCUUCUCAGCGCAAAGGCACAAGGUGCCUUUUACACUCCCAGUUCCAUUAAAGAUUCACCAGAGGAGCCAGAUGAGGCAAUCAGCACAGGAAGCUUGACGAGAACGUCGGAUGAAGCGGAGGCGAAAGCAUACAAGGAGAAGAAAGAGAAGAAGAAGUCUUCAGAUAGCUCGCACAAAACAGACAGUGAACAUAGUGGCGGAAGCCACGUUGAUGAAGAGAAGAAGAAGAAGAAAAAGAAAAAACCCGGCGGCAAAGAAGUGUCUAAGGACAAAGACAAGGCACUAACCAUGACAAGCUCCGGGGCUCCUGUAUCCAUCACAGCAGGCGACCUCGAUCGUCUUAGGGAGCUUGUUGUCGGCACAUUUAAGAACAAAUAUGGGUCACUUGCUCACGCAUUUGCAGAGAUGGAUGUGAACAAGAGCGACAUUGUGGAUGCAGAUGAAUUCUACGCGUUCACUAAAAAGAGCAAUAUUCGAGGGUUUCAAAAACAAGAAAUUGAUGCUCUCUUCGACGAGUUGUGCCGCCCAAUCAAGGGCCGCCUUGUAGUGGGCAACCUAUAUCGUAACGCGAGAGGAGUGGAGCCCAGUGGAGCAGAAAUCCAUCUUCGAGCCGUUGAGAUAUAUGGAUCUGCCUUGAAUGCUUUUUCGAAGAUUGCAAGCAUUGAAGGGAAGGACUUAUGCACAAGGGAGAACUUCACGAGCUUGAGUGCAAACGUUGGAGUUGAUAGUGACAAGGCUGAGAGCAUCUGGGAUGAAUAUACCAAGGGGGUCCACUCCUCAGACGACCGCAUUACUUUGUCUACGCUCAUUGGGCUCAUGUCAGGUAAGAUAAAUUUGCGGAAUAGCUCAUUGCUAUGCCAUCUGACGGACACACCUGAAAUCCAUUCAUGUUCGGACAUAAACGUUUCGUGGGGAGGAGGAGGGGUGCUCUGUUCUGCCCACCUAUACCUUGUAAUAUACCUUGUAACAACUACUACAUGCCUCAUAAAUUUUGGCUCUCCUAGUUGCGCAAAUCACGCGUGUGGUUUUGAACUCGCGGAAAGUUAUUUCAGCCCUCUGGUGGUGGCGAGCUCACAGAGCAGGCCAUAG
Molecule: messenger RNA, 6315 nt
Organism: Eimeria necatrix
Lineage: Eukaryota; Apicomplexa; Conoidasida; Eucoccidiorida; Eimeriidae
Product: CAMP-dependent protein kinase regulatory subunit, putative
Exons: 30
Coding region: 1-6315 (2104 amino acids)
Molecular function (GO): calcium ion binding
Source: RefSeq, a predicted model, not a curated record